This is a messenger RNA of Herpailurus yagouaroundi (jaguarundi), 1954 nucleotides long. RefSeq names its product C-X-C chemokine receptor type 2. NCBI's taxonomy places the organism in Eukaryota, Metazoa, Chordata, Mammalia, Carnivora, Felidae. Gene Ontology annotation, biological process: neutrophil chemotaxis; G protein-coupled receptor signaling pathway; immune response. The record is from RefSeq and is a predicted model, not a curated record. The transcript is spliced from 2 exons. Gene Ontology annotation, cellular component: external side of plasma membrane; membrane. Gene Ontology annotation, molecular function: C-C chemokine receptor activity; C-X-C chemokine receptor activity; C-C chemokine binding. Bases 96 to 1169 code for a protein of 357 amino acids.
UUCAUCAAGUUUCCUCUAACUGUUAAGUCACUCUGAUCUGUGAGUUCCAGGCUCUUACAGUUGGACACACCUUGCCAGUGCCUCAGAAAGAUUCCAUGAUUGUCUUAAUGGAAAAUAUUGGGAAUGACACUGAUUGGUGGGAGUUGAUGGACGAGUUUGAAAAUUUCACUGGCACACCACCCACAGAAGAAUAUAGUCCCUGUAGGAUAGAGAUUGAAACACUCAACAAAUAUACCGUAGUGGUCAUCUAUGCCCUGGUCUUCAUGCUGAGCCUGCUGGGAAACUCCCUGGUGAUACUGGUUGUCUUAUACAGUCAGGUCAGCCGAUCCGUCACUGAUGUCUAUCUGCUGAACCUGGCCAUAGCUGACUUGCUCUUCGCCCUGACCUUACCUAUCUGGGCUGCCUCCAAGGCAAAGGGCUGGAUCUUUGGCACAGCCCUUUGCAAGGUGGUCUCUUUUCUGAAGGAAGUCAAUUUCUACAGUGGUAUUUUACUACUGGCCUGCAUCAGUGUGGACCGCUACCUGGCCAUUGUCCAUGCCACACGCACGCUGACUCGGAAGCGGCACUGGGUCAAGUUCAUAUGCUUAGGCAUCUGGGCCCUGUCCUUGCUCUUGGCCCUGCCCAUCUUCAUAUUCCGUGAGGCCAUCGAGCCCCCCUAUUCCAGCCCAGUCUGCUAUGAGGACAUGGGUGCCAAUACUACAAAAUGGCGGAUGGUGAUGCGGGUCCUGCCCCAGACCUUUGGCUUCCUCCUGCCUUUGAUGGUCAUGCUAUUUUGCUAUGGACUCACCCUGCGCACGCUGUUUGAGGCCCACAUGGGGCAGAAACACCGGGCCAUGAGGGUCAUCUUUGCUGUCGUGCUCAUCUUCCUGCUCUGCUGGCUGCCCUACAACCUGGUCCUGAUCGCAGACACCCUCAUGAGGCUCCAGGCAAUCAAAGAGACCUGUGAGCGCCGCAAUGACAUUGGCCGGGCCCUGGAUGCCACCGAGAUUCUGGGCUUCUUCCACAGCUGCCUCAAUCCCAUCAUCUACGCCUUCAUUGGCCAGAAGUUUCGCCAUGGACUCAUCAAGAUCAUGGCCAUCCAUGGCCUCAUCAGCAAAGAGCACUUGUCCAAGGACAGCAGGCCUUCCUUUGUUGGCUCUUCUUCAGGGAACACUUCUACUACCUUCUAGGCCCCUGCCCCUGUUGCAGCCCCUCGGGGCUCCUCCCUUGCCAUCAGCACCCCAUUCUAAGCCUCACACCCACUGGCUGUCCACAGUCUCUAUGUCAAGGCAGCCCCGUUGUGGUUACAGGAAGUUACUGGGGUCACGUCCUUAUCAGACCCUCCUUGUAUGGUUGAGAAAGCCUGCCCUGCUGCCCCUCCCCUUACUGUAGUUGCUAUGUCAGCUGCUAGAGCUCAGUCCAUCCUACCACUGAGCCCAUAGCACCCUGUCCCCUGAGACACUUAAAGACAUUUAACAGACAUUCUUUUAAGUGACUACAGAAAGUUCCCACCAUUGGGAGCCAUUAGUGGCAAACAGCAUUGGUUGCUGCCCCAACUCUCUCUUUCUUGCCUGUCAGCAAAGUCCAGUUCCCUUGAGAGAGGCCAAAAAGGACAGGUACUCCUUUCUAAGACUCCUUUUUGCUAGGAGUGGCCUUAUCAUUCACUUCUGACUAAUAAGAUUUAAGGGCAUUAGUGUGCUGGUCAACCACUGUCCUGGGGAAAAAAAAGUCCUGAUUUGUAGCAUUUGCCAAGUUGCCUGGUGUAAAUGCUCCACUGUGGCGAUGUCAGGGGUGGUGGUGUUUAGUAACCAGCUCACAAAAAUCUAGGAAAUGUAAUGAUCUGCUUUCACAAGCAGGUACAAACUGGCUUCAGUGCACCAUUGCUUAAGAGGAAGUCUGCCGGGACUGGAGGACUCCUGGGAAGUACUCCUGAUUGAACAAAGAAAGAGAGGGGCACCUGGGCCACCUCAGUUAA